ACAGCCAAUACACACUUCAUAUCUCGAUACAUUUUCAUUUCGAGGCACAGAGGGCGUCUAUAAGCCUCCUAGGUUGUUAAUUUCAAAUACAAACUAAAGCGGUUUAUCCAGUUCACCCCGGCUCUGUGUGGCAGGUAGCCUGCUGAGGAAUGGGAGGGUGUCUCGUGAGUUAGGGAGGCUACACGGAAGUAGAAUUACAGCGCGUGUCGCUGUACUUUAAUGACAGGAGGCUUCGUGUGUCUGUUGACUCACAUCUGGUCCACCAAACAUGGCUCCAAAAGACCCUCUACUUGGCACUCUCAAAGUGUGUGUCCUGAACCUGCAGUCCAGUGGAGGGACUGUGUCAAACACAAACCCUCACCUCGCCUCCUGCUGUGAGCUUCUGGAGCUGGUCCUCAGGAAGGGGCUCCAACAACCAGUUCUCAGUCUGGUACACAGAGACUACUGGCAGUGUUUUGAACAGCUCACUCGCCAAGAUGCCUGUGGCAGGCUGUCUGCCUUGUCCUUGGUGGUGGAGCAGACCAGAGUGUGCAAGAAGCUGCUCUCAGCUCAGGGCCGGGGCCGCUACCUGCUCAGACUGGCCCUCGUCCGCAAGGCUCUGCCACAGUUCAUCACACACCUGCUGCACACACCCAGAGUCCUGGAGUGGUACAGCCCGGAAGUGUCAAUCCUCAGGAAUGAGCAAUUUAUGGAGCCUUUCAUGUCACUGCUGCUGGUCCUCUCUCACAUGGACUUCAAACUGGACAUGGAGAAUUGCAGUUUUCUGGAUGAGAGCUGGCUCCUACCGGUGUGUGAGACAUAUGAAGUGGUGCCCUGUCGGGAGGUGGGGAUGGUUUUGAGGUAUCUCAGUGGGCGCGUCUUCGUCCUUGACCUGAUGCCCGGCAGUCAGGCUCACGUCGACAUGUUUAUCUCCCCUGGUGACAUCAUUGAUGAGAUCAACGGCACCUCGCUGAGGAAUUCCAAGAAUAAACAGGCAGGUGUUGUUUUUUCCCGGCUGAAGGGCUGCCCCAUCUCCAUUGGUGUUCUGCGGUGGCGGGCUCAGGAUGGGACAGUGUACCGGCCCCUUGUCAAGCUCCUGCGGGCCCUGAGGACGGAGAACCCCGCCAUGCAGCUCGGUCCUGCUCCCUCCCAGCAGUCACCCCCCAAGGAUCAGAGAACCUCUCCAUCACAGUGUCCCAAAGAGAGAAGGAUUGUGUACAUUGUGCAGUUCUUGGGAAAAGCAAACAUUGGAAUGCGUGGGGGCAAAGAGGUGCUGCAGCUCGCCAUUACACAAGUGUUGCAGAAAAACCUGCCCAGCAAGGACGUGGUCUUAGAUAUGAGGGAAACACAUUUGACGUGCACAGACACAAACAGUAAAUUGGAGCUGUUUGAGCACCACUACCCAGAGAUUUCAUGUGUAGGGAGAUUUGGUCAACUGGACUACACAAUAUUUGCAUUCUGCAUGGCAAACUCCCCAGAGACCCCUCAGUCCACAGGCUUCUGCUGCAUCGCAUUCAGAGCAAGCAGCACAAAGGAGUGUGAGGAGAUAGUCUACCGUAUUGGUGAGGAACAGCAGCUGUGCAUUCUACAGAGGCAAAUUGUUACCUACAUUUUAAUAGACAUUGAAUUGUAUGCUCAUGUGUUUUCUUACAGCUACUGGCUUCAAGCAUACAGAGUGGUUUGUAUGACAACUCAGUGACAUCAAACUCUUGUAUUCUGUCUGGUUGUAAAUAAAUGUAAAGUUUAUGUAAACAGUAAAUCACCAACUUAUUUCCACAAAUUCAUUUCAAUGAACUACAGCACACAAGGCUUUCUACUCAUAAAGACCUUUAAUAGAAAGACACGCGACAACAUUUUCAUAAAUAGUAUUAAAUGUAGCUGCCAAGGUUUAUGUUGAAAAACAUGUAAAAAGAAGUCCAGAAAAAUACAGGAGGGGGGGCCAUGCUCCCAGUCACAGAGUGUAGAGUAUCAACAGAUACCAACACUGCAGUGAGACUGGCUGAGCAGGACGUGCUGGCAUUUUGUGACGAGUGGUAGGCGGGUGAAGAGACCCUGGACCCCCCAAAGAAGAUGCGAAGAAUUUAUCCCUUAGACAACUCCCAUCCCAAGGUGGAGCCUGAUGUCCACAAUGAGCUCGAAGGGUGAUGCGAUGGCUGGAGUAAUGACCCAAUGAAUGGAAUACUCGGCAAGACACUCUUAACUGCACAACAUUUCCAACUAUCUUAAGGGUACCCGGGCUUGUGGAAUGAUUGAUCUUGAUCUAAAAUACAAAAAAUCCAAAGAAAACUUGUAAAAAAUACCCAAGAAAUAAAAUGUCCACAAAAAUGGUACGAUAAAUAGGAUAAUUUGCCGCUUAGGCCCUCUCUCCUCUUAUCCUACGAGCCAGCUGGAUGUCUUUGGGCAUGAUGGUGACACGUUUGGCGUGGAUGGCGCACAGGUUCGUGUCCUCAAACAGACCCACCAGAUAAGCCUCGCUGGCUUCCUGUUGAAAGGGAAAGGAAAAGGAGAUUAGAUUCAUAGCAACUACCUUUGCCCCACUAGUACAUGCUUAUGACUGAUCUGGGUUUUUACCUGAAGAGCUCCGAUAGCUGCGCUCUGGAAACGCAGAUCUGUCUUGAAAUCCUGUGCAAUUUCUCUCACCAGACGCUGGAAGGGCAGCUUGCGGAUGAGCAACUCUGUGGACUUCUGGUAACGACGGAUCUCCCUCAGAGCCACAGUUCCAGGUCUACACAAAAGAUUUUAGCACAGUAUUAACAAUAAGUAUUAGCACCAAUUUAGUCAAAUAUGACAAACAAGACAAAUGGAAACCAAGAUUGUAUGUCACACAUGGUUUAUGGCGUGCCGUCACUACACCCUACCUGUAACGAUGGGGCUUCUUCACUCCUCCCGUGGACGGUGCGCUCUUCCUGGCUGCCUUGGUAGCGAGCUGCUUCCUUGGCGCCUUUCCUCCAGUAGAUUUACGAGCAGUCUGCUUGGUACGUGCCAUCUCGUGCUUGCUAAAAAUGAAAAUUAUAACCAGUGGAAUUAAAAUCGGUCGCAGUGAUUUUCGGCAACAUGCUCACGCAGCAGCACCAAGCCGCAAGGGUUCGGUAUUGAGUACCAAGCUAAGACGCUAACCCGCCUAGCAUACAGGCUAAUAGUUCCCCUCCCCCCAGGUUGCACCACUGGGAGGCGUCGUGUUUGCUCCGGUAACGUUACGCUCUACCGACAUAAUCAGCGCAACGGUAAAGUAAGGCCUUAAUAAAAGCACAAUAAACAUUUCAGCGUUGAGCACUUUUUUUUGGCAAUCGGCGCCGUGGUCAUUUAAGUUACAAUGAUCUCACGUAUUCAGACGCCAUCAGCGUCAAAACUCUCGGUCCUUGAAACGUUUAACAGCUCAAGCCAGUGAGCCUGAGCUUCUCGGCCUCGCCAUUUUAUACGUUUCUCAUUUCACCCUGAGGCGACAUUGCAUCAGUUCAGCGCAACAUUAGCACACACACAAUUAACGCUUCAUCAGCUGUCUCUGUAGGAAAUACCCGGCUUCGAUCUCGACGGUUUAUUCUAGUAAUUAAACUCGUGAACUAGGUCUAGUUUCGUUUUAACGAGCCAACGUUGACAUUCAAGUCCAAAACAUGAACUGUAAGAUAAUCCAUUGUUCUAUUUGGAGCUAACGCUAACGUUAGCAUGUCGCCAUGUUGGCCUGUUUCACAAACAAUGCCUGUAAACACAAACUUAAACCGCAAACACAAUUCACAUUAUUAUUGACAAGUAGCUCGCGUAACGUUACAUUAUCGACAGGGUAAGCCUGAUAUUUACCUUUAGGACGUCGGUCGAUAUGAGACAGUUGCGGUUAGUGGCCGUUAAACAAUAUGUGACGAGAGCGGGCUGAGGUCGAGUAUAAGUACUGUGUCGUGACGUCAUGGUGGUGAAACACUACGCCCUCAUUGGUUCACAUA
Anarrhichthys ocellatus (wolf-eel) is the source of this 3914-nucleotide messenger RNA. RefSeq lists its product as uncharacterized. The transcript has 15 exons. The record is from RefSeq and is a predicted model, not a curated record. The coding region runs from base 269 to 1678 and encodes 469 amino acids. Gene Ontology annotation, molecular function: protein binding. NCBI's taxonomy places the organism in Eukaryota, Metazoa, Chordata, Actinopteri, Perciformes, Anarhichadidae.